GUUACAUCGAUCCUCAUCAAUGUCCAAUCUCCCAAAAGAUUUGUCGGAUCUUCCAAGGGAUUUGGCGGAGGAUGUGCUCUCUAAGGUUCCGGUGACAUCUAUGAGAAGAGUCCGGUCUACUUGCAAAAAGUGGAACACAUUGUCCAGAAGUAGGAGCUUUAAAAAGAAACACCUCGGUGUUCAAGCCAAACUAGCAACAAAGAAAAGAGAGUUUAUGAUGGCCAUGGUGAUAGAUUUUAAGGUUUAUUUGAUGAGCGUAAAUCUUCACAACAAUAACGAGGAGGGUGAAUUAUUAUGCAUGAAACGUCAAGGUACACUUACUUCUCCCGCAGGUUCUAAUCAAAUCUAUGUACGUCAUGUCUCUCACUGCGACGGUUUAUUGUUAUGCGUCCUGAAAUACGACCCUAGGGUCUUGGUUUUUAACCCCUAUUGUGGGAAACCCCGGUGGAUCCUUGCCGCAGAUAAUUCCUUCAGAAACUUAUAUUCGUAUGCUCUCGGAUACAACAGCAUUACCAAAUCCUACAAAAUCUUGAGUGUUGUUAUGUUUAAUUAUGUCACACCCCCAUUAGCUGAGUUCAGAAUCUACGACUUGAACUCUUUUGAUUCGUCAUGGAGGGUUCUUAAUUUCACUCGAGACUGGAACAUAGUUUCUAACCGUGGUGUCUCUCUCAAGGGGAAUACAUAUUGGUUUGCUGGAAUCUAGAAACCCCUAGCCAAGGAGGAG
Messenger RNA from Camelina sativa (false flax), 724 nucleotides. The record is from RefSeq and is a predicted model, not a curated record. Lineage: Eukaryota; Viridiplantae; Streptophyta; Magnoliopsida; Brassicales; Brassicaceae.